Molecule: messenger RNA, 3182 nt
Organism: Phasianus colchicus (ring-necked pheasant)
Lineage: Eukaryota; Metazoa; Chordata; Aves; Galliformes; Phasianidae
Gene: THEMIS2
Product: thymocyte selection associated family member 2
Biological process (GO): T cell receptor signaling pathway
Cellular component (GO): cytoplasm; nucleus
Source: RefSeq, a predicted model, not a curated record
AUCUCCAACAAGCUGUUUCCAUCUCAGCAGCCUGUUGAGGUCAGUGUGUGGGGCCAAUGGCCCUGGGGAGCAAUGCUCAAAGGCUUUGGUGAAGGAUGGGGUCUGUCUCAAUGGGAGACAGAUGUUGCUGCCUGUCCUGGAGGUGUGUGGCUCUGGAUCCUGCCUUGCCCAUGGCUGAGGCUGCUGCACCUACACGUGGCGUGGUGCACCAUCAGUGUAGUGGAUCCCUUGGACAGUACAGGGGAUAUUUGUGCUGGGGGCAAAUGGGAUCUGAACGCCUGGAGGUGAGCAGGCUAAAGGUGCCUGUGUAGGUUGAGGGCAGCCUGAGCACAGCCCUUUGUUGGCUCGGAGGUGCUCUGUACAGACCCAACCUCUGCCCCACAGCACUGACUGCCUGCCUGACCUCAGCCACAGAGCUGGUGUAUGGGACACAUGAAGUGGGGACAGCCUGGGCAGGACAGGCUAGAGCAUCAGCACAGCCAGGGAAACACCAUAGCAAAGCUGGGGGCUCGUGCCUUCAGCCACUGCCAGCACUGGCAGGGCAGGGCUGGGAAGUACCCAGUUAUGGUGCGUGCCAGGGUGUGGGUGUUAGGAGGAUGUCAGCACAGAGUGGAGAGCUGUGGGAAGAGAGGGGUUGUGGCCAGAGAGGGAACUACUCCUGUGAGAAGCGGAAGUGAAAAGCAUGCAGAAGUCAAAGCAGAGCUCAGAGCUGUUUCCUACAUCAUUCACUCCCUGCAGAGUGACACACAGCACCCAGCAGUGCGGGCAUGGAGCCUCUCUCCUUCCAGGAAUACAUCUGCUCCCUGGACCCCACCACCCUUCCCCGCAUCCUCAGGAUAUGCUCUGGUGUCUACUUCCAAGGGUCCGUAUAUGAGAUCUCUGGCAAUGAGUGCUGCCUGUCAACCGGGGACCUGCUGAAAGUCACUGCUGUCACACUGCAGAAGGUUAUCUGUGAGAAUGUGCAGACGGGGCAGAAGACAGAGCUGCCACCAACGUUUAAGGGUCUUUUCCAGCUCUCUUCAGCUCCAUCGCCAUGUUCUACACCACAGAGACCCUCCCAGCCAGGCAGCAGGCAGAAGGGCCUGACCCUGCACCAGGCUGUGGGGCAGAGCGGUGGGCAGACACAACCCCUGCUGUGCCCCAGCAUCAGCCCUCAUGCCUUGCUGCUGAGCCCUGUGUACGAGGUGCUGGCCACCAUGCACUUGCGCAGGGACCAGGUGAAGAUCCCCUCCACGCUGGAGGUGGACGUGGAAGACGUGACAGAGGAGUCUCAAGACGUGCACUUCGCCCGGCCGCUGCUGCUCAGCGAGCUGCUGGGGAUGGAGGAGGUGCUGCCGGCCCAGGCCGAGAUCCUGGAGGGGCCCCACAGCGUCGCCAUCUUCGAGAGCUCCUGGGCCUCCCGCCUGCAGAAGGGGCAGCAGCUGCAGAUCCAUGGCUGCUCCCACUCCUGGAGGGUGUUGGCCUCGGCCCGCAGCAGCACCCGCCGCUUCCUCCUCUCCGGUGCCUACCAGGGCCGGUUCCGCCGGCGGCCUCGGCAAUUUUCCGGGGUGCAGGAGCUGGCGGCCGGGCUGCAACCAGGCCAGCAGCUGCACGUGGUGGUGACGCAGGACUGCGAGGGCCGCGGGGACGACGUUCCUCCGCUCAGCGUGGGUGACCGGCUGGAGGCCCGGCAGCUGCUGCACAACGCCGGCAGCACCAGGCUCUUGUGCCAGCGCCGCAGCGAGGAGGAGGACGGAGAGGAUGAGGAGGGCGAGGAGCUCCUGCUGCCGCUGGACCUGGGGGGCAGCUUCGUGGAGGAGGUGUGCGACAACAAGAAGUACGGGCUGGCGGAGCUGCUGGAACGGCUGACACUGCCGUGCGAUGUGCGGGUGGUGACCACGGAUCCGGCGCUGGAGCGGGACGUGUUGGGUUCCUUCUCCUCCCUGCGCUUGGAGGCCCGCAUCUCCCAGCCCUUCCUGCUCAGCAGCUUCUGCGAGGAGCCGGAUGAGGGCUUUGAGAUCCCGCCCCAGUGGUUGGACCUCUCCCUCGUCCUCACUGGGGAGCCUGUCGGCACCCAGACCCCAUCCACGCACCGCUCCCACGUGGAGGAGCUGACAGAGGCCUUCUACUACCAACUGCUGGCGCAGCUGCCGGGUGGCUCAGCCCCACCACCCCCACGGCCCCCCAAGCCAAAGACGGCCAGUGGGAAGGCACAGCCACACAAGGGCCGUGCCCAGGGCCAGAAGAACCAGGCACACCCCAAAGGAAGCUGCCCCCCAACCCCCCAGCACCCUGCCAGCCCCCAGGCCCACCCGGCUCCUUCGUUGCCCCCGAAGGCAAAAAGCCUCCCCAUCCAGCAGAGCAUCCCCAACAAGUACAGCCCGUGCCCCUACAGGCCAGCAGCCCCACAGCUCCACGAUGCUCCUGGAGACACAGAUAUGAAGAGAAGCAGUGAAGAACACGAUUAUGAAAUCAUUGAAGGCAGCAUUCAGAAGACGAUUCGCAAAGUGCAGGCUAUUCUUCCUUUUUAAUCCUCUGGUUUCUGAAGCUGACCAGACUCCAACUAUUCUUAAACCUUAUAUUAAAUUAAAACUAUUAAACAAAGGCUGAAUACAACCCCAGAGAUCCACAGCACAGCCUCUAUUUGCCUCAAUAUGUGCCCACUUUGCUCAAAUGCAAGCAGAUCACACACCUGAGGAACAGCCAGAUGUGCAGAAUAAAUCCUCCCUGCUGUGCUGUGGUGGGCUGUCAUGCUGUGGAUCAUGUCCUCAGAUGUUGCCUAUUGGACUCUCCAAUUGCACCAGAGCAGCAUACAGUGGGGCAGCCAUCCUGGGAGCUGAGCAUCCACCAAGAUAGCAUUGAGAUGCCAGCCAAGGCUUAGGGCCAUUUAUCUCACCCAGCUCCUUCUACAUUAACAUCACCCACACACUCUUAGAAUAGCUUGGCUGGAUUCUAUGGCUGUGCUGUGCUCAUCAGCAUUUCAGACUGAAAAGUUCUAAGACAAAUUCCUUUGUUGUGGUCACUGCUGGAAUCUACCAGAGGCCACUGAUAGCUCUCCCUACACAUCCCAUCCCUAUCAGAGAAGGCACCACCAGUCACCAGGAGCACCAAUACAGGGCAAUUUCCAGUCCCAGCUGCUUUAGACUAAAAGCAGGUACAAAUCUGAGCUGGAAAAUAAACUUUGAAUUUCACUUAUUAGCAAA